CCAUGCAGCUCUAGCCCACUCAGGAUCUGCUUGGGGUGGGCUGUGGGAGUGGACUUUCAAUCUGAGAAUACUGCACAGUUUAUUGAUGGGAAACUGAGGACCCUUACAAAAUUCUAGUUAUCCCUUCCAAUCCCAAUAACCUGAGGCUGACAGGGGUAUGUUAAACCCACACCCCUUUACCUGAAGGGGCUGCUCUGCCUGAUUAGAACCCCCACCCCCCAAAACAGAUUUUGGCAGGUUUUAAAGUUUGGAUAACCUGUUUGACUGCACCCUCUUCUACAGAUCGUAAAGGUGGAUACAGGAGGUGACACGAUGGGUGGAUUCCUACUCCUGUGUGUGGCUUCAUCUUUAUUGGCGACAACUCUUUGCUGCCCCGAUACCUGCCUCUGUGUGGAUAAAUACAACCAACAGUUUGCUGACUGCACGUAUAAAAAGCUUCAAAAGGUUCCAAGCGGAUUCCCUUCCAAUAUAACCACUCUGAGCCUCUCGGCCAAUAAAAUUAGCUUACUUAAAAGAUCAUACUUUGUGGGGGUGCCCCAGGUAACGUCAUUGUGGUUAGCCCACAAUGAAAUCAGUGUAGUUGAAGAAGGGACGUUGACUGUAAUGACACAACUAAAAAAUCUGGACAUCAGUCACAACCAGCUUGUUGAAUUCCCAUGGAAGGAUUUGGCUAGCCUACCUGCCUUGCAACUUCUGAAAAUGAACAACAACCGGAUGGUAAACCUACCAGUGGAUGCCUUUCAUAACUUAAAGGAUCUCAGAUCUCUAAGGAUCAACAAUAACCAAUUCACUGUCAUUCGGGAGGGAACCUUUAAGCCCCUUGUCUCCCUCUUACAUAUGCAGAUUUAUAACAAUCCCUUCCAUUGUUCUUGCUCACUCCUGUGGCUUAAAAAGUGGACAGAUGAAGCCCAGAUAACUGUGGCUGAGAAGGACUCCAUUACGUGUGCUUCACCAGAAGAUUUACGUGGUACCGCUCUGUCAAAAAUCCCAGAGUUGCCUUGUGGUUUGCCCACUGUGCACCUGAGCUAUUAUCCUAACUUGGAUAAUACAGAACUUCAUGAUGGAUUUACACUUACUCUUCAGUGUAUAGCCAGUGGGAGUCCUAUGCCCACUAUCCAGUGGAAAGUCCGCAAUGCCACCCAGGAGACUGAAAUUAAGGCACCAAAUGAUAAGACUCAGGUGUCUGGUCCCUUCCAGGUGUUUCAAAAUGGAACCCUACUAAUUCCACACCUGAGUAAGAAGUUGGAAGGGACUUACACAUGCCAGGCCACAAAUGAAAUGGGAAGCAGUCAGACUUCAGUCAAUGUUUCUGUGGCAGGAAGCCAGAAAUUUGCCACGAAGAAUGUGGAUGAACCAAUAUUGGGAAAGACAUCACCAGAUGGUAAGAAACCUGUUGUAGAAACCUCUGUAAACAGUGUGCUUAAGCCAGAUAAAGGAGAAGAAAAAAAUAAGGGUGUCAUGCCCACUUCGGAAACUAUGGGAACAACUGGCAAUAAAGGAGAGACAUUGGAAACCCAAGAUCAUCCAAUAACAUUUGAAAAGAAGUGUGGGUCAAGUGUGAAUAGUCAGCACGUAUCAAAUCAUGCAUUUAAUGAAAGUGAUAACCUAAAACCUCACAUAUUUGACCUCGGUGUUAUAGCUUUGGAUGUUUCAGAGAAGGAUGCUAAGGUUCAAAUUACUCCAUAUCCCACACGUGCAGGAAAGGAUCACCUCAAGAUGCUGUAUCUAUGUCAGGAGAGCAGCAAUGGUUACUCUUUGGUCCAGUGGUCAGAAAUUGAAGAUAGGAUGAAUUCCUACUGGUUCAGAGGAUUAACCCCUGGCACCAACUACUCAGUAUGUCUAACGUACAAAGGUGAAGACUGCCAGGUACAAGUGGUCUUCACUACUAAGAAAGAAGUGCCCUCUUUAAUCAUUAUUAUUGUAGUGAGCAUUUUCCUUUUGGGCUUAGCCACUAUCCCACUGAUGGGUGCUACCUGUUGCCAUCUACUUAAUAAAUACCAUGGCAAGAAUUAUAAACUGAUCAUGAAGGCCCACAAACCUGAUCCUAUGGAGAAGCACAUGGCGGCUGACUUUGACCCAAGAGCUUCCUACGUGGAGUCAGAGAAAAAUUAUAACCCUAGUGAAGCAGAGGAGGGGGAGGCUGAAGCUGCACCAGCAGAAGGUGAAGUAGAAGGGGAACCGGAGGAAAAUGUGUUGGAUGAGACCCUUCCAUGCUCAGAAUCCAAGACCAACCAAGAAGAAUUUGAAGUGGGUUCAGAGUACAGUGAUCGGCUCCCACUUGGAGCUGAGGCUGUGACCAUCUCUGAGGAGAUAAAUGGUAAUUACAAGGAACCUGCAUGCUGAUCACUGGCACUCAGAGGCAUCAACUACCCUUCCGCGCACAUAUAACAAUUUGUCUGUGAACACAUGCCAAAGUUAGUCCCAAUUUUAGAUCAGAAGGGGAAUGAAAAUAGAACCUUAACUAUAUUAUAUAAUCUCAGCUAGAAAGUCUUCAUAUCCAAGCAACACCAGUGUUCACAGUAACUGGUUAAAAUGAUCAUAAGACUUUUU
Messenger RNA from Pelobates fuscus (common spadefoot toad), 2550 nucleotides. Its product is annotated as immunoglobulin superfamily containing leucine-rich repeat protein 2-like. The record is from RefSeq and is a predicted model, not a curated record. The transcript is spliced from 2 exons. The coding region runs from base 313 to 2343 and encodes 676 amino acids. Gene Ontology annotation, molecular function: protein binding. NCBI's taxonomy places the organism in Eukaryota, Metazoa, Chordata, Amphibia, Anura, Pelobatidae.